Esox lucius (northern pike) is the source of this 5137-nucleotide messenger RNA. RefSeq names its product solute carrier family 44 member 1b (gene slc44a1b). The transcript is spliced from 16 exons. Gene Ontology annotation, cellular component: membrane. Gene Ontology annotation, molecular function: transmembrane transporter activity. Gene Ontology annotation, biological process: transmembrane transport. The record is from RefSeq and is a predicted model, not a curated record. Lineage: Eukaryota; Metazoa; Chordata; Actinopteri; Esociformes; Esocidae. The coding region runs from base 81 to 2186 and encodes 701 amino acids.
GAACAAUGGAACAAAGGGCCCUCUUUUAGCUUUCACACUGGCAUCUCCCUGCCGUAGCUGUGCUUCACACAGCCAAGAAGAUGGAACAGAGAAAGGCAACAAGCGGUUCCCAGCCAGGAAGGCCCAGGAAAAAGGUGGACAACCCUUAUUUGGAGGCAGACCACAGCUUGCAGAUACAUCCUGGAUAUCGUAUGAGAAGGACAAAGAGAGAAUGGAGACCCUUGGAGGAUCGAAGUUGCACGGAUUUGCCGUGGUUCCUUUUAUUUACUGUAUUUUGCGUUGGAAUGGGUAGUAUCUGUGGAUUCACUAUCGCCACGGGGGGUGCAGCUCGUCUUGUCUUUGGCUACGACAGCUAUGGAAACACCUGCGGCCGGCGUAAUGAGCGGAUUGAAGGGGUUCGGUUGAGCGGACUGGAUCAAACGGACAAAAAAUAUGUGUUCUUCCUGGACCCGUGUAACAUUGAUAUAGUCCAGAGGAAGAUCAAGUCCAUGGCCCUGUGUGUGUCACUGUGUCCUGAUGAAGAGCUGAAGACGUACCAGGAUCUCAAGAGGUUCGCCAUGCACAAUGGGUCUGAGUUGUGUUCCUACGAGAUGGCUGGUCACAGGUAUCCCAACCUUCCGGAACGGUUCGACAAAUGUCCCAAACUUCCAGUUCCACCGAGCAAAUCCCUCCCGGUGUUCAACCGCUGCACGCCGGUGGACAUCUCGUGCUACGCAAAGUUCGCCGAAGCGGUGGUGACGUUCGUGAGCGACAACAGCAUGCUGCACAGGCUGAUUGCCGGCGUCAUGGCCAGCAAGGAGAUCAUCAUGGGCCUCUGCCUGCUGGCGCUAGUGCUCUCCAUGAUCCUGAUGGUAAUCAUCCGUUACAUCUCGGCUGUGCUGGUCUGGAUCCUCACGGCCUCCGUGGUCCUGGGUUCCCUGGCGGGCACGAGCAUUCUGUGGUGGCUGUACAUAGACCACCGGCUGACCGCCAACCAGACCGUGUCCACCAAGACCGUGGAGACAAAAGAUGCGAAGGUGGAGGCGGGGACGACCAGGGACAGUGCCCAGGGGCUGCUGGUGUAUGCCAUCGCCGCCACCGUCUUUACAGUGAUCCUACUCCUCCUGAUGUUGUUCAUGAGGAAGCGUGUGUCUCUGACCAUCGCUCUGUUCCAUGUGGCCGGUAAGGUGUUCAUCCACCUCCCCCUGCUCACCCUGCAGCCCUUCUGCACCUUCCUGGCCCUGCUGCUCUUCUGGCUCUACUGGAGCCUGGUCCUGCUCUUCCUCGGCACCACCGGGAACCCAGUCCAAAACGAGGAGACUGGUCUGACGGAAUUCCGUCUGACGGGGACCCUGCAGUACAUGACAUGGUACCAUGCUGUGGGCCUCAUCUGGAUCAGUGAGUUCAUCCUGGCCUGCCAGCAGAUGACGGUGGCCGGAGCCGUGGUUACCUACUACUUCACCAGGGACAAGACCAAGCUGCCACUGACGCCCAUCCUGUCGUCAGUACUGAGGCUGAUGAGGUACCACCUGGGCACCGUGGCCAAGGGCUCCUUCAUCAUCACCCUGGUCAAGAUCCCCCGUCUCAUGCUCAUGUACAUCCACAACCAGCUCAAGGGCAAGGAAAAUGCAUUUGCACGUUGCAUGUUGAAGACAUGUAUCUGCUGCCUCUGGUGUUUGGAGAAGUGCCUCAACUAUUUGAAUCAGAAUGCGUACGCAGCAACAGCCAUCAACAGCACUAGUUUCUGCACGUCAGCGCGCGACGCCUUUGUGAUUCUGGUGGAGAACGCUUUGAGGGUCGCCGCCAUCAACGCUGUGGGAGACUUCGUCCUCUUCCUUGGCAAGGUCCUAAUUGUGACGUCCACGGCGUUCGCGGGCGUGCUGCUGUUGAACUACCAGAGGGAUUAUGCAGAGUGGGUCCUCCCCCUCAUCAUUGUCUGCCUAUUUGCCUUCCUGGUGGCACACUGCUUCCUGUCCGUCUUCGAGAUUGUGGUGGAUGUGCUCUUCCUGUGCUUCGCCAUCGACACCAAAUACAAUGACGGCACACCCGGCAGAGAGUUCUACAUGGACAAAGCCCUGAUGGAAUUUGUGGAAAACAGCAGGAAGCUGGAGCGGGCGGCGGAGCGAGGGCGGAGCCGGCCCACAGAGGCAGUGUCGGUGGAGGGGGAGGAGAUGAAGCCCAUGGCUCCAGGAACAAGUUCAGCUUGACCAAAAUCACCUGAUGGGACUUUUUAAAAAAGACAUUCCAAAAUGUUUAUUUUUACCAAUGUGUAACAUGUUUACUAUGGUUUUACUCCAGGGAAUACAAUAUUUUAAUAAGAAACUGUAUAAAAAAAAUAACGAUGUAAUGAAGCACUUUAUAUUGAAGCGCUGCAUAUUUUAAAAGGCUGAUGCAUUUUUCGUAGUGAUGUCCUUUUUUAUAUGACAAAAAAAAAGAAUUGCCAUCUUGUCAAACACAGUACUAAAAUGUAUUGAAUCACUUUGGGUUGUUAACGUUUUGCAUAACAAGUUUGCCUUUUGUUUGGACUUCUCGAUCAACAAGAUACAUAUUUGUCAUGCAAUGAUAUAGCACUUAGGUGUGUUUUUAAUCAACCACAGAAACUUAUGUUAGACUCACAUUUGCAUUUGAAUUCUGUAUCAUGGAAGAGUGGUCUGUUUCGAAAUUUGUCUUUUUACCAGAAUGAGUGUGUGGGGGGGCUUUUUUUCACAGUAUACUUCUGCAAGUUUUUUCAAGGGUGGCUGUGUUUUGUUUUCCUUACAUUUUUUUGGAAUGUAAAGAAAUAGUGGCUUGUGAUCCUUCAACUGUGUACCAGCAGGAAGAAGAAAACAACAUGGUUUGGUGGAACAGAAGGUUACUAUCAAGUGGAAGUUAGUCAUGACCCAAUACACAUAGACAUUUCGUAGCUCUACAAGGAACCAUAAGGAUUGAGUUAUUUUAGUUAUCAGUUGUGCAUAAAGUCUAACUGAAAAGUAAAACCUCCUUACAAUCCAUUUGGUUAGGUGAGGGGGGGCUGCCACAUUGGAGCCUGGGGAGUAAGUAGGUGUAACUGUCUUGCUCAAGGACAGAACAACAUGCCGGCAUGGUAAUUAGAUCUAGCAAUAUUUCGGUUACUGGUCUGGUGCACAGAUUGCUAGGCUAUCUGCCAGACGAAGAAGACUUUCUAGGCACAGCGAACAGGGGAUUCAUUUUGAAUUGGGUGUGGAGUCUGUAGUAGGAACUAUCCAGAGAGCUGUGAAGCCUGUUUUCUUAGAACUCAACCAAUUGUCCUCUAGCUUAUUGAUUCACUCAGUUUAUUCAUCAAACCAAUCAAGCUCAUCACUGGGACUGAUUGAUCUUUGGCCUAAUCUGUAGUGUCUUCUAGUCCUGUUCCGCUGUCGUGGGAGGUGUCCGUAGAAAGUCAGCCACUUUGCAGCCCUCGAGCAAUAACAAAACCAUCAGUAUUUACCAUUACCACCACGUCUUCCUACUUGCACUACAGUUUUUAAAGAGCGACGUUUCUGGCGUGGCGACAGCAUCUCUGUGAUGCUCGAUGGAGGACAAACUCGCACUUUGCCUUAAAGGGUUCCAUAGGCGGUGCCCCUUAUCAUGUCGAUUUGUGAUGGCAUUCCUGUCCUAGGUGUGGAAAUGGGGGUAGACGUGCUGUAGGCCUUAAACACCGCUCUUUUAGCAGUGGAUUUGUGUAUUUUAAUACCCAAAUUACUGAAUCCAUCAGAGUGACUGAGGAACACCUUUGCCCCCCCCCCCCCCCCCCCCCCCCCCCCCCGUUGCUAUAUUUGAUCUACUAAAUCUGAAAAUGCUCCCUUUUUUGCUUGUGAAUGGUAUGAAUUGCAAACUAUGGUGUGUGCAUUUAUGUAUUGGGGAGUUAUUUGUGUUGAUAAGACUGAAUAUUUCCCUGUGUAUUCUGAUUCUGUUGAUGGAAGGAGAGAUGGCUGUGACUGUUCCCAUGAUAACCUGUUGUUUUCAGCCUCUGGUGUGGGAGAACAGGAAGCGCCGUGCCAUCCUACAUCAUUAAUGUUUCUAAACAGGAAAACAAAAACAAAAAUCUGUUGGUGCACUUUUUUUUUUCUUUUUCGGGGAAUAUACUAGACCGUACAGUAGGAGUUACCUAUGAAAUAUUCAGAGCAUGUAUGUUGGGGGAAAUGGUAAAACAGAAUUACUGUUGGCACAGAACUGAUGCGCAGAGCAUGUUAAGAAUUGCACUAAGAUGGUAUUCCUUUCACGCUGAGAUCAAUUUAAGAUACAGUACCUGUAAAAUAUUCAUGGUUAAAAAUGUUGCUCAGUCAGUCAGCAAUCGAGAUGUUUCUAAAAUGUUUUUGAAGACAGAACUUGCCCACCUGAGCAGAAUUCUCUGAAAAAUGCCAAGUGCAAUCAAGACUCCUACAUCUGACGCAGGUCACACUGCAGAUCACUUGCUUUCCAACAUUAGCGUGUCCAUCAUGGAAGACGAAGAUGACGAGAUGGACACUCUCUUGGACAUGUGUCUAACUGUACAUAGGACACCGCUGGUCUGAACCACACUGUUCUGCUCUGCCAAAACUGUACCAGUCGACUCGCAGUGGGAUUCUCAGACACUGACAACAUGUCUUGAACAGAGACGGCGUUGUGCGAACUCGUAGGACACUGGUGGCGUGUGAAAUUCAAGUCUGGUUUCUUUUUGUUUCACUUGCUCUCCAGCCGGCCGAGAGGCGAGGGGUGUUUUUGCCAGCUGCUACCAGAGCGAGGCAGAAAGCCCUACAACUUAGAAGAGAACAUAUUGUAAAAGCCAGUAGCUACUCAAAAUAAGACAAUAGACAACUUGCAUGUUUUCUGUCCAUUUUUUCUUCCUCGCUCUUUUUUUUUUUUUUUUUUGGUGCGAGACAUCUUUGUAGGGUGUGAAUAUAAUGGCAUUAGAUCCAUGUGACUUAAGAUUUUACUGAUAGAACAAUAGCUUUACCCAGUAACAAAGCCACCAUUUUCUUCAUUAUUGGAAACAAAAUGAGCAUCUAUUCUCUUGUAACACAGGAAUGGGUAUUCCUAGAAUAUUGUUAUAAACUGGCAACACAUCAGUUUAGUCGAGUGUAACACUAGCUUUUAGCUAUUUCUCUGCAGUGAGGUUGUUUGUAACACUGGAUGACUUUUUUUGGGUUGAUUUUUAUAUUAAUACAAUUAUCCUAUUGUA